UCCUUAACCGAACUCAGUGAAUUUCAAUGAAAACUUGCAACACGUGCACUAAAGAGCGUUGCUGCGUAAUACCUUCUGCAUUGAGUUUCAUGGUUUUUGUUGAUAAUUGACGAGAAUUUCAAAAUGGUGAAACGGAAAGCCCAGGAGAUGUUGAUGAGACACAAGAGACGAAGGAAAACGAACCAGGCUGCCCACGAGGCAACCAAAACGGCCACAGACAAAACGAGUCAGUUAUCGAGAACCUGGAUGAAUAAACAGAGGGUGCUGGUGUUUGCAGCGAGGGGCGUGUCAUACAGAGGCCGGCACCUCAUGCUAGACCUGCGCACUCUCAUGCCGCACUCCAAAGCAGAUGUGAAGAUGAACAGUCGGGCUGGUAUGUUCCAAAUUAAUGAGAUAUGCGACAUGAAGAACUGCAACAAGUGUGUCUUCUUUGAGUGUCGCAAGAAGAAAGAUCUCUUCAUGUGGUUUGCUAACGUUCCACAUGGACCAUCGGCCAAAUUCCUGAUAGAAAACUUGCACACCAUGAGCGAGCUGAAGCUAACAGGGAACUGUCUACGGGGUGCCAGACCGAUACUCUCAUUCGGCAAGGAGUUUGACGAGGAGCCACACUAUCAGCUUCUCAAGGAGUUGUUCAUCCAGAUAUUCAGUACUCCGAACCUCCACCCAAAGAGCCAGCCGUUUUUCGACCACAUGUACACCUUCUCUGUCCUCGACAACAGAAUCUGGUUCAGAAACUACCAGAUCUUGGAAGAAGAUGGUUCGUUGGUGGAGAUUGGUCCUCGCUUCUGCCUCAACCUGAUCCGGAUCUUCAAGGGCAGCAUCGGGGGCCCAACGUUGUACGAAAACCCCAAGUACAUCUCACCAAAUGAGCAAAGACGCUUCCUCAAGAAACAACUGGCGCUCAAGUUCCAGGACCGUAAAGAGUCCAUGAAAGGAAGGGAGGAACGUCGCCUCACCGAAACUUACAAGAUGGACAAUCUGGACGAGGUGUUCCACACCAUACGGCCCGAGGACGCCAAAGGGAGCGAGAAGCUCACGUUCUUCCGGAAGACGGCCACCGGGGCGGGGAGCCGGGGGAAGAAAAAGAAGACUCAAGACGGGAACCAAUAGAAAAGAGCAGAUGUAGGGGGGAAACGCACCGAGCAGGGAACCAGUUAAAACGAACACAACAUGGCACUACAACGAACACAACAUGGCACUUAAACUGGUAACCUGUAGUCAAGCAAAACCCGACUAUUCAAAGCAGAUGCAAGUGCUUAGCGUUCCACCGACUUGACUAAACUGGACAUUUUUGGACACUUGUGGAAAAUUAAUAAGCAAGUCUUGAAAACCUAUACAAGACAAUUCCAGAGGCCCACAUAAUCGACUACCAAAACAAAACGACUAACGGUUUAUGUAUCCUGCUUGAAUCAGGAAAAGAUUGGGUUGUUGUUUUUUUUACUUCGCAACCGAUAUUUUAUUUGAAUAAACAGUGAACCCCGAAUGAGGGCCUGUUUUCUGCCACAAACAUUUGAAGUUAGUUAUACUCAAAUCAAUUAACCGCAGACUCAUUUUAUUUCUUCCACAGCCCCUGAAGUUUAUUUUAUAUUCUCAAAAUCUCACUGGGUACAAACAGAAAGUAAUGUUGUGAUGUCCUACUCCUAAUGUGAUACGUAAAUAAAUCAUUAAGUGGUACAGUACGGGUCAUUCCGAUAAAACUAGUCUGUGUGGUCUCCGCACCAAGUCCAAGUUUUUUUUAAUAUCUGUGUGCCCAAACACUCUUUUUACUCAUUCAAAGUACUAAAUCAACGUAGCUUUAGUGUUUAACCCAUUACCACCUGUGACACCUGAUUAUAUGGCAUAUCCAGGUUUAUGGCUUCUGACUAGCGCCCCUUGAACAAAAACAAUGACAUUGGGGAACUGCCAACAUAGGGCUGGAUAGCUAAGUUGGUAGAGCAGUGGAACGGCAAUCCGGAGGUCGCAGGUUCAAACCCCGCUCCAGUCAAUUUCUUUGUCCACGUUUUUGUCUUUUUUAAAUCAAUUGAAAUAUUCAUGUGCUUGAUUACAAACUCGGCAUCUACAUGAGUGCAUUUUACACGUCUUGAGGCACUUCUGUAAUCACAUAAUCACAACAACAAAAAUUAUACAAAUCCCGACUCCUGAAUAUCAAUAAUUUAUACAUUACACGAAAUAAACAAAUUAGCUACAGGAUAUGUCAAUAUUCACUACAAACAGACGUGAUAAAAAGGAGUGUCAAAAGUUACACUAGAAAGUAGCGUACGUGCAUUAUUUUUCAAAAA
Molecule: messenger RNA, 2279 nt
Organism: Patiria miniata (bat star)
Lineage: Eukaryota; Metazoa; Echinodermata; Asteroidea; Valvatida; Asterinidae
Gene: brix1
Product: ribosome biogenesis protein BRX1 homolog
Exons: 9
Coding region: 124-1110 (328 amino acids)
Biological process (GO): ribosomal large subunit assembly; rRNA processing
Cellular component (GO): nucleolus
Molecular function (GO): rRNA binding
Source: RefSeq, a predicted model, not a curated record